UUUGAACAUGGCUGAUCCCAGGAGAGUGGAAGAAGGGUUAGGACAUGCACCACUUGUUCAUGAAGAUGAUAAAAGCAACGUUGGAGAUGGCAUAAAGAAUGAGAAAGAGAUAGAGAGGAGUAUCGUUAUACAGGAUGAGCCUGUUGAACAGAAAGAGGAGCAAUCGCUGGUGAAGCAGAAGAGCAAGAGAGUUGCGACCUUGGAUGCAUUUAGAGGUCUUACUAUAGUGUUGAUGAUAUUGGUGGACGAUGCUGGGGGAGCAUAUGAGCGGAUCGAUCACUCACCAUGGAAUGGAUGCACAUUGGCUGACUUUGUCAUGCCUUUUUUUCUCUUCAUUGUUGGGGUGGCCAUCGCCCUUGCUCUCAAGAGAAUUCCGAAGAUCAAUGAGGCAAUGAAGAAGAUAAUUUUAAGGACACUGAAGCUUCUAUUUUGGGGAAUUUUAUUGCAAGGAGGUUACUCGCACGCCCCUGAUGAUCUCUUUUACGGAGUUGACAUGAAGCUUAUCAGGUGGUGUGGCAUUUUACAGAGAAUAGCAGUGGUGUACUGUUUUGUAGCAGUAAUAGAGACUUUGACCACCAAGAGGAGACCAACUGUCCUAGAACCUGGACAUUUCUCCAUUUUCACAGCAUAUAGAUGGCAAUGGCUCGGAGGGUUUGUAGCAUUCCUCGUUUACAUGAUCACUACAUAUUCCUUAUAUGUUCCAGACUGGAGUUUUGUGGUGCCCCACAAUCAUGAAGCAAAGAGAUACACGGUUAAAUGUGGGAUGAGAGGACACUUAGGACCUGCAUGUAACGCUGUUGGUUAUGUGGACAGAGAAGUUUGGGGCAUAAAUCAUUUGUACUCCAGCCCAGUUUGGUCGCGCUUAAAGGCUUGCACUCUUAGUUCUCCGAAUUCUGGCCCUUUUCGCGAGGACGCUCCAACUUGGUGCCGUGCUCCAUUUGAACCGGAAGGCCUGUUGAGUACAAUCUCAGCUAUCCUCUCUAGCACAAUUGGCAUCCAUUAUGGACAUGUUCUGAUUCAUUUCAAGGGUCACUCUGAGAGGCUCAAGCAGUGGGUCUCAAUGGGGUUCGGCUUACUCAUCAUAGCCAUAAUUCUUCAUUUUACAGAUGCUAUUCCUAUUAACAAGCAGCUCUACAGCAUCAGCUACGUCUGUUUCACAGCCGGUGCAGCGGGGAUUGUGUUUUCCGGAUUCUACAUUCUGAUUGAUGUUUGGGGAUGGAGGACUCCAUUUUUAUUCCUGGAGUGGAUAGGGAUGAAUGCAAUGCUCGUUUUUGUGCUCGGUGCACAGGGAAUCCUUGCAGGAUUUGUGAAUGGAUGGUAUUACAAGAACCGUGAUAACACACUUGUUAACUGGAUUCAAACACAUGUAUUUAUAAAUGUUUGGAAGUCAGAGAGUCUAGGGACCCUUUUGUAUGUGAUAUUUGCUGAAAUUACAUUCUGGGGAGUUGUAUCAGGCAUCUUGCACAAAUUGGGUAUAUACUGGAAGCUAUAAGAAGCAAAUACUGCUAGUAAGUAUACGGAGGAAUGGUGUUUUGGUAUAGUAAAAUAUUCACACAGAUAUCUUAAAAAUUCAAGCGUUACUUGUACUUCUACAUAUUGUCUGUUAUAGUAACCAAAAUAUUAC
Pistacia vera is the source of this 1624-nucleotide messenger RNA. RefSeq names its product heparan-alpha-glucosaminide N-acetyltransferase-like. The transcript has 13 exons. Bases 8 to 1492 code for a protein of 494 amino acids. The record is from RefSeq and is a predicted model, not a curated record. Lineage: Eukaryota; Viridiplantae; Streptophyta; Magnoliopsida; Sapindales; Anacardiaceae.